UAUAUAUAUAUUUAAAAUAACUCACCUUCAUCAAUGCUGGAAUUUCCAUGAAGAAUGGCAACAUCAGAUGUCCUUCAAAAGUUUUUGGGCAAUGACUCUGUCGAUUUAAACAGCAAAACAAUUCCCAGUUUUGCAUUUUCACAGAGCAUUGAUGGGUUCAGUGUGACAAUGGCAGUUCUCCACCUUGCUGUAUGUAUCACUGGACUAGGAGCAAACUCUUUGGUCAUUAUUGCCAUCCUCAAGCUGGAUAAAAUGGCAUCUGCCACAACUGUUUACAUCUUCAACCUUGCUUUGGCAGAUGGACUGUUUAUGGUGGGGCUUCCAUUUGUGGCUUUCCAGAACUUCCAGAACCAAUGGAUCUUUGGUGAUUUGGCAUGCAAACUGCUUAUGGUGUUGGAUGGAAUGAACCAGUUCACUAGCGUGUUCUGCCUAACAGUGAUGAGUGUGGACCGCUACAUGGCACUAGUGGACCCCCUUCGUUUUGCACGCUGGAGAACUCCAAAGCGGGCUAAAAUCAUAUCUGCCUUUCUAUGGGUUUUCUCCUUGAUCCCUGUCCUACCCAUGGCUCUCCACUUCACUGUGCAAUAUGGUUUAUGUAUGGCUGAUAUGUUUUUGGGCAAAUGGUGGAUGUCUUUCCUAACAUACACAUUUGUGCUGGCUUUUGUACUUCCCUUUCUGGUGAUGAUCAUCUUCUACACAGCUCUGGUGCUGACCCUGAGGAUCUCCAGGCAAUGUGACAGGAGUUCUACCCCUUCAGAGGAGAGCCAGAAGUUUGAGAAGCAGAUUACCAAGAUGGUGGUAGCUGUGGUUCUAGUCUUUGGGAUAUGCUGGUUGCCUUUUUAUGUCUUUAACUUCUGCUCACUGUAUGGUACAAACGUGACACUCACUUUUGCACGUGGCUUUGAGAUUGCAGUGCUCUUGUCCUAUUCAUGGAGCUGUGCUAACCCGAUCCUGUAUGCUUGCCUAUCAGAGACCUUUAGCAAGUACUUCCGCACUUUACUCUGCCCAUGCAUGAACCCUCCCAGGAUGCACUGCAACAGAGACACAGAGGCCUAUGAUUUGCAUUACACAAAUGGGCAAGAUGUAAGUGUGCUAACUUAAU
Silurus meridionalis is the source of this 1102-nucleotide messenger RNA. Its product is annotated as somatostatin receptor type 5. Gene Ontology annotation, biological process: neuropeptide signaling pathway; regulation of insulin secretion; cellular response to glucocorticoid stimulus. Lineage: Eukaryota; Metazoa; Chordata; Actinopteri; Siluriformes; Siluridae. The coding region runs from base 55 to 1101 and encodes 348 amino acids. Gene Ontology annotation, molecular function: neuropeptide binding; somatostatin receptor activity. The record is from RefSeq and is a predicted model, not a curated record. The transcript has a single exon. Gene Ontology annotation, cellular component: membrane; neuron projection.